GGUGGGCGGGGCCUCCCCUCCGAGCUUCAUUCAUAAAUCCUGAGGCCGGUGACUGAGCCGCAGCUCGGAGCGGGAGGUGACGAAUCGAGGCAAGCCAGGCAGGAGGGCAUCGGCGACCGUCGCAGGGUGUGCACGGGACCCGGUGUCAGAUCAUGAGCAAUGAGUCACCUCCAUGGGAGAAUAUAACGGAUAGCUCCACGGCUGCUCCGGCUGCACCCAGUCACGAUGGGUACGUCUUGCUCUUGGUCCUUCUGUCUAUCUUCAUCGGAGGAACACUGCUCUUACUUAUCGGGGUCCUGAUCCUUUGUAGACGCUGUUGUGAUUCACAUCUCAGGCUGUCCAGACCUAGCGAUGAUGCAGAGAAAACAAAUACUUCCUAUGUAGACGAGUCACAGCCAACACAUGAUAUCACCAUCCGAAUAGAAGAUGCAGAAUCGCUGUCCGCCUCAGGUCUUCGCGAUGCAGAGUCUGAAAAGUUUUUGUGUACCGCAUCCAGUGGUCGUCGCGUUUCAUUCAAUGAAGGAGCCUUAUGUGGGCAAGAAAAAAGAGAACGUGAACGGGGAAGAAGGUACACUUUGACUGAAGGAGAUUUUCACUAUCUGAAGAAUGCACGGCUGACUCUCCCUCCGCUUCCCUCCCUACCGCCAACUGCUUUGCACAUUCUGACCAUACAUGAAAGCGAAGGCGGGGAAAGUAGCAGCAGUGGAGGAGCAUCUGAAACACAUCACACUUCUCCCAGCAAGUCCAACAUCUCUAUAUAUCAGCCUCCUCGCAGUCCUCCUGCUCCACUAACUCGACUGUCGCUCAGUUUAACAUCUGCGCUUCCUGGAGAUGCAUACAACUCUGUGGCAGAUACAAGCUUUAUGGGAACUCCAACCCAUAGUCCUCACUCUUCAAGACAAAGCCCAGGCAAAGCUAGGUUUGACCACAGCAGUCAUCUCCCUCCGGGUGGUGCCAGCUCUGAUGUGGGUACCACCCGAAGUCAUGGUGCAGUACUCCAUUUCUUCAGCCGUCUACGGCGUCAUGCAAGCUUGGAAGGAGCAAGCCCCUACCUAAAAAUCAAGAAAUGGAAACUGGGCAGUGUGCAGAGAGCAAGCAGCUUAGACACCAGAGGUUCGCCAAAACGGCAUCAGUUCCAGCGCCAGCGAGCAGCCAGUGAAAGUGCGGAGCGUGAUGACAUUAUACAGUACAUAGCACAUACCCAAGAGUCCGCUUUUGCUUCAACUCAAGGAUCUUACAUACCACAUGGAACACCAUCACACUCUCUCGGCAGAUUAGAUCAUGGGGAAGAUGGAUCGUUGGCUGAUGUGGGAAGCACAGAACAGGGCCAUCUCCCUCCCCAGUGUGACAUUUGGAGCCUACGUGCAUCAUUAGAGCUUUGCGCCUCAGAUCAAAGUAGUAGCAACAAUGACCGGGACUCUGUUCGUAGUGAUGCAGAAAGUGUGAGCUCCCUAAGUGGACUUCCUAACCUACCCUCCCAGGAUCUGCCAGAUGUUAGGCCUGGGAAGGGAACAGAACCAGAGUCUGGAUCCCGAAAGCUCCUUCAGAUGGACAGUGGCUAUGCUUCUAUUGAAGCCCCUUGCCGGCUACCAGAAGAAUCAGCCAGCCCUCAUAGGGACAAGACUGCUUCAGAAAAGCGCCUCUUUUUCACUCAUGGUGGACGUAAAGGGACAGUAUUUGAAAGUCUGGAGGGGCGUUUAUACGAACAAGGUGCUGCAGGUGGAGAGGAAGAAACAUGGUUUCCCCAUCACACUCAAGCAAUCAGUCCACAAGAUGCUCGACGAGACUAUAGCAUUGAUGAAAAGACAGAUGCACUGUUUAAUGAGUUCCUUAGGCAUGAUCCACAGUAUGAUGAUUCUCCUGUGCGCAUAAAGCAUCGAUCACGAGCACAUUUGCGUAAACAAUGGCAGAGGACAAAACAGUACAGUGAUCCAGGCAUCCGUUUCCCCCCUGCUUUAGACAGGCACCGUGCUUCCCCAUUACGCAGAGGAGACAGCACUAGCUACCUUCCUGACACACGUUAUCACAGUACAUUACCACGUAUUGCAAGCACUACAGAUGAGGAAGGAGCAGACAGCUGUCCACUUAGCCCAGCUUCAUUAACACCUGAAGACAAAAUUCAGGCCAUUGAAGAAGAACCAUAUGAACAUGGGCCUGCUCCUGAGGAGCCCAGACCUCCAACAGAGAACCCAGAUCAAGACUAUGGUUAUGGCCCUCAAACAACAGAGCUGCUGGAUAAGAUUGGAGCAGGGCUGGAGGAAAGAUUGUAUCCAAUUGUGCAGAGGACAGCACGCAGCCCUGAGAGGCUCUGCACAGUGGCACAUAUCUCACCCGAUCACAGUCCUGUGUAGUAGCAACAUCAAGUCUCCAGCAGUUAUCUAGGACAGUUAGGUGGGAAUUAAAGACUGAGCAGAUGUGCAACCCACUGUUCCUGGAAAGCACAGUGCCAAAUAAUACCCACUGUGGCACACUGUUAUUUUACCCACUGCCACUUUAUGUGCCAUACGAAACACAUGCAUGACUGUAAAUACAUGCAACACAUACACAGCACUCCAACAUACAGCAUGGACAUACACACUGCAUUAUUCACAAUACCUGUACAAUUAUCUUCCAAGCAAUAUAAAGUUUCUUCCUGAAGGCCCUUGGCAACUUUGCGUCAGGGAAAAGGGGGGGGGGGGCAAAGUGUGGAUCCACUGGCUUUCAAUGUGGCUGCUGCUGCAGAUCUAUGGCUCCCCAUCCAAAACAGGACUUACAGGCACAAGGGAUGUUUGGGGUUGGUUGGUGCAGGGUCCAUUACCAGUGUGUGAUGUUUAUUUAUUUAAAUUAUUUAUUUAAGAAAGAUGCUUUGUUCCUGGGAGAUGGAGCCUUUGCUCUUGUAUGUCAAUGUAGCACGUGACGGGCAGGAGUUAUUUGUGCUCUCCCCAAAACUGCUCUGCAUUUUCCCUUAUUAAAAGAAGACCGCAUAUUGUAAUUGUCAGAGUCUGAGUGUACACUGUGUGUAUGUAAGAGGGGGGAGCAAGUAUACUUAUGAGAAAAAAUGCAAAUGUUUUCAUAUCAUUUUUUAACUUCAUUUUUACAUUUACAACAGACCACAUAUAUACAUGAUAUUUAACAGCUGCCAAAAAGCACUGCCCUGUCAGCGUAUGGAGAUUAAGCCAAUGCUCAGAAACCAAUCUAGUGGAAACCAAAUAAACGUUUAAUCACUAAGGAGAAAACAAACAACCUGUGAUCAUCAACACACAGCUUCUUUUCUCCUGAUGCACACACAACAGCUGGGUUUGGUUGGAGGAGCUCCUUUUCCCUUCCCACUUUGCAUUUCAUUGUGUAUGAGGGCUCAGAUAGGGCUGAUGACGGGACCUCCACCUCUUAAGUAUAUUACAUGUAGUAUACAGCCAGACAAUGAAGUGGAGCCAGAAUUAAGUUCAAGUCAUAAAGUGCAGCAGAUGCUGGACACUGCGCAAGUCCUAGAGGUCCAGAGGAGGAAGGGGGCAAAACAAUUAAAAGGGCAGUUCCCUUUACUGCAGCAAUUCGGCUGUAGCGUCUGUUGGGCAGAAUCUCGCAGAACUGAGCCUGGGAGGAGCCUGCAGGACUGGGUCACUAGGAAAGAAAAAACAAAGACUACUUUAGUGUUAUUGUUUACAAGACAUGUGUACAACAUAUUUUUAUGAAGCCACAAUAAAAAGAGAGAAUUAAAUAUU
Messenger RNA from Rana temporaria (common frog), 3698 nucleotides. It is a transcript of the gene CBARP, whose product is annotated as CACN subunit beta associated regulatory protein. Gene Ontology annotation, molecular function: transmembrane transporter binding. The record is from RefSeq and is a predicted model, not a curated record. NCBI's taxonomy places the organism in Eukaryota, Metazoa, Chordata, Amphibia, Anura, Ranidae. Gene Ontology annotation, biological process: negative regulation of calcium ion-dependent exocytosis; negative regulation of voltage-gated calcium channel activity. The coding region runs from base 153 to 2351 and encodes 732 amino acids. The transcript has 10 exons. Gene Ontology annotation, cellular component: plasma membrane; secretory granule.